Prunus mume (Japanese apricot) is the source of this 597-nucleotide messenger RNA. NCBI's taxonomy places the organism in Eukaryota, Viridiplantae, Streptophyta, Magnoliopsida, Rosales, Rosaceae. The record is from RefSeq and is a predicted model, not a curated record.
UUGUUGGAGAGUUCUGAGCUUCUUAUCCACGUCAAACUCAAAUCCUUUGUUUUUUUCUUCUUCUUCAGCUUUUCACUCCCUACGUACCAGUCCUUGUCUUCUUGGAAAUCAAGAUUCAAUUGGCUGGCUUGUUAAAGUUUUAAGUUUCAUAACAAACAACGGAAAUUGCUUUUGUGGUUUCUUUGUGCAGGACAAAUCAAGAGAGAAAUGCAGUACGCAAAGGAGAAGUUGAGCAACAUGGCCAGUUCAGCCAAGGAGCACGUAAAUAUUUACAAAGCCAAAGUAGAAGAAAAGUUAGAGGCAGUAGCGGCAAGGACGGAGGAGGAGAAAAAGAUGGCCAAAGAGCGGAGGAAGGUGAAGGAAGCUAGAGCAAAGAUGGAGCUGCAUAGAGCCAAAGCCAGGCAUGCGGAGAAGAAAUUGAGCUCCAGGCAACCCCAUGUUCAUGGCGGCGGCUGCCACCACCACCACCAACCGCUUUCUGCUGGCACUCGCCAUAUGCAUGGCCACCAGCAUCUGGGAACUGCUGAGUAUCCCAUGGCUGGAACACACUAAUUUCCAUCUACAAAUGCACGUGUAUAGUGAAAUAAAAAGUGCUGU